Strongylus vulgaris is the source of this 375-nucleotide messenger RNA. The record is from the annotation of a GenBank genome assembly. Lineage: Eukaryota; Metazoa; Nematoda; Chromadorea; Rhabditida; Strongylidae.
AUGACAGAAUGGCUUCAAAUAGAGGCUCUCACUACCUAUACGCUCAUAAUGACACUGACGGUAUCCAUGGAGGACAUGGAACUGUUUCCAAAAGACUCACGUCUGAACACAAAACCCCAAUCUGUUCAUAUUGACCUGCCCACUUUUACACAGAUGCACGCGUCCUUGGAUCGUCUCUGGUGGUCACGUCUGGUUAUUUCUUUUGUUGCCGAUCUCGACGCAGUUGUCACCUAUCCGCUAAUCAACGAAACACUUCUAGCACUCAGCUCUUCUAGACAAACACAGAAUCCAUUCUUCGACAAACAAGUGGAAUCGUCAUUCACACGAGUUUUUGGACAACCUAACGACGCAACCUAUCGCGUUGCAAAUGGUUAG